UUCAAUCAGCCCAUCGUCCGACGAAGCACGUGAACUGCCAAUGAACAGCCAGAACAGCCAUGGCAGAUCGAAACGCACGAUCGGCCCCGGUGGCUGCAGUACGGAUUCGCCCGUGGCUGAAGAAUGAACAGGAUCUUCCUGAACGCCUCGCCGUGCCACCCCGCAACCCCCGCACCACCGUGCGCGGCCCCACGCGCGCCACCGCGCCACGCGCGGCCGCGCCGACUGCCGAUGCGCGGCGUCGAGGGGCACGAGCAGCACAGAGGGUGGCGGUGGCGUAUGGUGGCGAGACCUAUCCGGCGCACUAUAUCUUUGGGCCUCAGCAUUCACAGCAGGCCGUCUACAAGGAGCUGCUGACGAAGCUCAUCGGUGAAGCCAUUGCCUCGAACGCCAGUGGCACAGUGAUCGCCUGUGGACCACCAAUGAGCGGCAAGAGCCACACCUUGCUAGGCUACGGCUCAGAGUUUGGGCUGGUGCCCCAUGCGACCCUGGACAUUUUUCGAGCUGCAGAAGCGACCAAGAAGCUCAAAGUGUGGUGCUCCUACUUUGAGUUACACCACGAGGUGGUGGACUUGUUAGCUCCGCUUCCUCCAACGCCCAGCGCAGAUGUGGAGUUAGUCGAGCUGCGGGGCGCUGGGGCGCAGGUGUGUGGCCUCCAGGAGCCCUUGGUGCAGUCCAUCGAAGAGGUCCAGGCGCUGGUGGACUACGGGAACCAACGCCGCGCGGCCAACGAAAAGCUUCUAGGAGUUCACGGGAACGCUCACACGGUCUUCGUGUUCCACCUGGCCAUCGAUGAGGAUCCACACGGAGACGGUCGCGAGCCGCUGAGUGGCUCGCCGGCUUCGCCGGUGGAGCGGCGUGUUCGCUCGAAGAUCACCUUUGUGGACUGUGCCAGUUCCAACGGCUUCAAGGACACCUCCCUGCAGGGCUUGUCUGAAUCCUUGAAGGACCAGGCGUCCGGAGGUGUUCGCGCCAAGGGCUUGGGCAAGGCCUUCUUCCGCCGAAGCCUCUUGACCCAACUCUUGGAGGAUGCGCUUUGUGGCCGAGAGCAGCUGGUACUCCUGGCCACUGCCUCUCCAGGCGGAGGGGAGCAGAUGGGAGACUACUUGGAGAUGGUGCGACAUCUCACACAGGUGGCGGAACAGGAGAAACGUGCGCCUAUGGAGGGAACUCCGAGCCGAAUGGACUGCUUGGGGCAUCUGCAAGUGGAGAUCGAAGCACUUUCCAUGGAGGGCCCUCCCAGCGAGAGCAAGGAAGCCCGCUUGGCGGCGCUGCAGCGCGUGCUGGCCGAGCGGUCCUUGCGCGAGGCGCCGGAGGCCUUCCAGGUUCAACAGUUGGUGGCACUGCGCCAAGCGCAAGAGGCUUCACUGGCAGCAUGGGGUUUUGCAUGCGAGGAGGACUUGGCUGCAGCGCCAUGUUAUUUGUUACGCCUGCAUGGAGAUCCCAUGCUCACGGGCUGCCUGGCCUACGUGAUCACCGGUUCCCGAAUCCUUGGCUCUUCCGGGGACAUCUUCCUGCAGGGUUUGGGUAUUGCCCCACAGCACUGCCACAUUGCAGAGCACAGCGGCGGCCUUUGGCUAACGAAUUUGUGCUCGGAGCCACACCGUGUCUUCCUGAACGGCAAGAGCAUGGAGGCCACCAGCCCAGCUGAGCCUUUGAAACAUGGUGAUCGCAUACAACUGGGAUGUGCACUUGAGAUGCUGGUGGUGAUGAAUGAGAACUUGAAGAAUUUGGAUCUGGAAGCACUGGAAGCUGGAGAUUUGUGGAGCCGACCUUUGGAUGCUUUGGUCCAACAAGCCAACGAGCUCUUGAAGGAGUUGGAACUUCUCCAAGUCUCCAAUCAGCACAGCCAUUUCGAAGUCCCCGAAGUCGAUGGUGGAGCCUCUCCGGUGCGCUUUGUGCGCUGGGAGCACUCGGAGCGGGAGUCUGGCGAGGUGCUGGCAAGCUUCGAGGUGCCGUUGGAGGAGUUCCAGUCCGAAGUCAAGCGACUGCAGGAGUUGUAUCGCUCUCCUCGCAAAUCAGACGCACCCAAAGAGAGCCCGGACACAGCGAGCCACCGCACUGAUACAGCGAGCCACCGCGUUGACAGCACCAGAGAAGGGCUGCAGGCUGGACGGCCGGAGCUGGCCGAGCUCGCGCAGGUGGAGAGUGCCUUGUGGCACAAGGAGAAGGCGGUGGCCGCGUCCAUCCGACGGGCCCACAGCCUCUCCCAGUGUAUCGGGGAAACAGUCUCUGCUUUGCAGGAGACGGUGGCGGAUCUGCGGCGUGGGGCGGCUGGCGCCUUCACACCGGUAGAGGCGUUUGAGAAGCUUCAGGAUGAGAACCAGGAUUUGAAGCAGAGGUCUGACUGAGAUGGGUCCGGAGGAAAGAGCAUGGGUCCGGGUUCUGAAAUGAGAUGGGAACCGCAUGGGAACUGCUAAGAAACGAUCGUCCUUUCUUGAUUUUUUGUGUCUCGAUGUAGGUUGGAUCUUCCAGUAAGUAGCAUGUGCUCGUGUUUUGUGUCCGAAGAUCCUUUUUGGGGAUUGUCUUGGAUAAGAGGUUCGGGGAAGUUUGUUUGGGGAGUGGAGUGGAGUCAAGAUAGCUCCAUCUCAUCAUGGGAGGGUUCUUGUUAGGUGGAUGGGGUCCUUGGGUGGUCCUAGGAUGAUCGCUGAUAUAUCCCAACCUCAACGAGUUGGGAGCCCUACCCGUUGUGGUAUUGGUUCUUCUCUUCGUGUUCGGGUCUUAGACGCGAUGUUCAAGCCCCCGGGUAUGGCCAUCCUGACACAUCAUGACACUAUGAUAUUUGGAUUUGAGUUCUGAAGUUUUUCUUUGGGGUAUAUAUCACCUGUUGUCUUUCACAUGUCAUGUCUUUCUUUUUUAUGAACUGACUGGUCCGUGCCGUGUUUGGUGUCUUGUUGAGCUUCUCCCAUCCAGGUUAGCACGCCUGGAGAGCCACUGGGCUGAGACCUGGAAACCCAGUUCGCAGCGGAGCAGUGCGGCGGUGCCCUCCGAGCCCUCCACCGCCAGUGCUCUGAGCGCGGCGACCUCGGUCGAUCGGCUGCGCAGCGCACGGCCCCGCGCCGUCCCACGGCCGAGUGUGGUGGUGCGCAGCGGGCGGAUGAGCUCACCGGUGCCGACACGAGCAGAGCCUGUGGCGGGUCCCUACCUGAUGCGGCGCACCUUGCCGGUGCCCCUCCUUCGGCACGCUACAGAGGUGUCACAGCUUCGAGUACCACAUCCGGACGCAGACACAAUGUACAUGCCGGUGCAAAGAGUACACCAGGCGGCAGGCUAUUUGAUUUACACCCGCCCCUCAAAGUAGAAAGUCGAGAUUCAAUCUGCGAAGGU
This is a messenger RNA of Durusdinium trenchii, 3327 nucleotides long. The record is from the annotation of a GenBank genome assembly. NCBI's taxonomy places the organism in Eukaryota, Dinophyceae, Suessiales, Symbiodiniaceae.